AUUUAGCUAAAAUGUUAGCAGUUACAUCCAGCGGGUCUUUAAAUUAAAAUACCCUGCUGCUUUUGCUAUGCAAUCCUUACGUGGGAGUUUCUUACAAGCACUCGAUUGUCAUUUUAAUGAGUUAAUCUUGGCUGAAAAAAAAAAUCAUAUUGAUCUAUUAACUCCACUGACUAGGAGGCAGAAAUCAGCCCUACACAGACAGGCAGUGUUGUUGCAUCUUCCCAUGCUCAGAGCUUCAAAUGCUGUAUUUAUUUCUAAUCACGUUAUGCCGGCUUGUUAUUUUGCAUGGAAGGAAAACGGAUUACUCUCCGGGGGAAAUACAAAUCUUAUUGGAUUUACACAAUAAUUACAGAAAGAGAGCAGUCCCAGAAGCAGCUAACAUGAUGAGGCUGGAGUGGCAGGAUGAGCUGGCCAGCAUGGCUCAAGACUGGGCUGAUCUGUGUGGUUUUGAGCAUGGGCACCCCAAGAGAGACGAGCUUCCAUUUAAUGGAAUCGGACAGAAUCUGAACAAAUUCACAAGCACCAAUCCUGCUCGCCUUAAUUCAGUUGAAGCCCGGACCGUGCAGGCAGUACAGGCUUGGUGGGAUGAGGAGAGAUGGUAUAACUAUGAAAGCAGCAGUUGCACUGGACCCAUCUGUGGACACUAUACACAGCUUGUUUGGGCAAGAACACAGUACGUGGGCUGUGGCUAUUUGAAUGGCUCGAGAUGUCCUGGAAUGUUUACCUAUGUUGUCUGUAACUACGGUCCAAUGGGAAACAAAGGCUUGGAUCCAAAAGUACCGUACAUAAAGGGAAAGGCCUGCUCAAAGUGCGACUCUGGCCAUGGCUGGUGUGAGGAUGGAUUGUGCAUUGAGUGUCCAGGUGGCAACUGUGAUUGCCCGUUACAGUGUAAAAACUGUGGAGUCCUGAACCAGAAAAACUGCAGUUGCGCCUGUGCUGAGGGAUGGGACUACGCUGACUGCUCAGAGGCAUGUGAGAACUCAGACUCCAGGUUCUGUUCUACGCUGUAUGAACCAAACUGUGGCAUUAUACGACCAGAGCUUUGCCGAGCUCAGUGUAGACACUGUGCUCCUUUCAGAAAUACAACAAACACAAGGAAGUGCUGUGCUGGAAAGAUCUGCCACAACAAGGGAUACCUGAACACUGAAGGCUGCCAUUGUGUCUGUAAAAAUGGAUACUCUGGGAAUCACUGUGAGCAUGGAGCUGGAAAUAUAAUAGGAAGCUGUUGGAGUCUGUUGCUGGUUUUAGCCUUGGUGUCUUUACUGUAUCUGUUGAACCUGAACUGCUAAUCAGCGAUGUCCCUAAGGUUUUAUAACCACACUUUCACACUUCAACUUCAGUAUAAAUGGACUCCAGUGACAGGUCCUGUACUUGAAUAGUUCUGUAGGUUACAGAACCAGAACUAGAACCCACCCAAGGCAUUUUUGAUGCAGAUACAAAGAGUGCACUGUUAGAUGGAGAUUUUUUUUUGCCCGCAGUGCAUUAAUUAUAUUGUUAUCGGUACCCAGUCUUACCCUGUACCUAGCCUGGUAUAUACAGUAUACUCUACCUAUUGUGGUUGUUGUGUGGAGGUUGUCUGACAGUUUUGCUGGAGUGAUUGUUCAAGGGCAAACCAUGUUUCUUCAUACUCUAAGGAGUGAGAAAGGAUUUUUAUUACCGUCUAAUUUAGUUCCUUCUUUAAAACGGAAAACAAUUUAUGUCCCCCAGCAAUAAUAACACUAUUAUUUCAUUAUAUUUUUAACCAGAAAAAUCUUUUUUUACACGUAAAUAUUACACUUAAUGUCAUCUUUGAACCCUCUUUAUAGAGUUUAGAUAGUGUCCAGUAGGCUCCUAAAUUGCAGGUGUCAAAGCAUCUCCUCCACCAAAGUCUAUCAGAUCUUCUGUCUUGCCCAUCAUGACCAAAAGUGACUUGGAACAGGCAAAUUCUAUGUUUUUGUAUAUAUAUAUAUAUAUAUAUAUAUAUAUAUAUAUAUAUAUAUAUAUAUAUAUAUAUAUAUAUAACAGAAUGCCAUUAUAUACCAUAGGAACAUUCAAGUGCUUGAAGCAAAUUAAAUAAUUCCUGAACAUUUGCAGUUUUUAAAUAUGCAUGUUAUAGCAGCCAUGUGUUUUCUGUUUAAUACACUAGCUCUGCUAUAGGCUAAAGAAGGUUCUCAGUUUGCUUGCCUAGUGUACAAAGUUUGAAGUUUGAGUUACUACUGUACCAUUAUAUUUUCUGACUGUGUGUCCAUAUAACUGUGUUAGAAACAAAGAUGUGACAAAUGUGUUUUUUUUUGUGCGGUGUUAUACAUAAUUUCACAUAGAGCACCACCUUCAAUCCAAAAUUAACCGACAACAAACAUGACUGUGUAUAGUUAGGUAUUAAAAUGAAGUUUCAAUUGGAUUUAAGGUGGCACUCUAUGGGCAAUGUUGUAUAAAACCUCCACAAUCUGCACAAAACUGACUGGAGACACCUUAAAAACCAUUCAAAGUAAUCAGUGAGUUUCUUCAAUUUCAGAAACCAUCCUUUUAAAGCUGAAUUAAAAAAAAAAGGUGAAGUGCCCCAUCAGCUUAUCUUACGUUUCUGUUUCAAUUGUAUCAGUAUACAAAAACACUGUUAGCAAAAUCAUAACAUUUUCCAAGACUGUGUUUGAGAACUGUUAUGAUUUAGUUUCUUCUUCUGUUGUUGCUUUUGUACACUAAUUUGGUUUGUAUUAAGUUAUGCACAUGCUUUAUUCUUAGUUUAUUUUGAUUUGUUUUUUAACUCGUUGAUAUACAUGUAUUUACUUACUGUAUACAAGGAUAGUACUGAUGUUAAUUAGCUAUAAUUAGGUGUUUUGGGGAGUGUAGUUCCAUUUAGAAAUGUGGGAAUGAAACAAUUAAUUAAUUAUGUGGAACACGAAACAACCCCAUUUACUCCCCUGAGUUACACCUGCAGUUAACAAUUAUAACCUGCUACUGCUGCAAGAAUAGUGGCAGGGGCAUGUGUACUUGAAACUAAAACCAGACCUAAGAUGUAAUAAAAACUGGAAAAAUCUAUUGUUUCUAUAGAAAUACAGUAUAGUGCAGGCUAAACUUUAGACGAGUGUAAUAAACAGACACUAAAUAAUAUCGUAAUGUAUAAUUUAAAAUAAUUCACCAGAAUAAGUUUGCAUCUGUGUUUUUUUUUCAGGACGCUGAUACAGUACAGAUUUUCUCUUUACAUAUGUUUGAAUAUUAAUGAUUCAGCAUUCCUUGCUUGUAUCACGCGUGUGAUAGAGUAAAAACGUGUGCUAGAACUGAGCUCUGUAAAAAGUGAAAUCAGUAGUCAGCACACAGACCGCUGUGAAACCCGUAGAAUAAUUACGUCAUAGUUUCUGCAAAUCAUAUCUCAAUGCAUGAAAAUAUAUAACACGUAAUAAAUGUUGUAUCAGAUUAUUAUUAUUAUUAUUAUUAUUAUUAUUAUUAUUAUUAUUAUACAAUAGUAAAUGUGUAUAUUAUGUCUGAUAUAUAUUUAAAAAACGAAUAUUUAUUUUCAUAUACAUUUACAUAUUUUAAUAUGUCCUAUAAGUGUUUCUUAUUCAAUUAUUAAGCACGUACUUCUUUCUCGCCUGCAUUAGGUAUAUCUUUUACAUAUUUCUGUGUUCCAUGCUGUAUUGGGAGUGCUCGAUCAUCAUUUCGCAGUUUAGUUGUAAUAUGGCCCUCCUGCCACGUGGGGGCGUAUCUGAAUGUCACAUUUAAUAAAACAACCAAAAUUAAAAGCAACAUUUAAAAAGAACGGAGAAAGGUCAGACAAUGUAUUUACAACAACGUCUUCAUAUAAUUUAUGACAUAAAAUGUGUUACCUCUACCUAUUUAAUAAAAAAGUAAAAACAAAACAAAAAAAAACAAACGUUUUUUCCUUCUCACCUGG
This is a messenger RNA of Acipenser ruthenus (sterlet), 3868 nucleotides long. RefSeq names its product cysteine-rich venom protein-like. NCBI's taxonomy places the organism in Eukaryota, Metazoa, Chordata, Actinopteri, Acipenseriformes, Acipenseridae. The coding region runs from base 240 to 1289 and encodes 349 amino acids. The transcript has 10 exons. The record is from RefSeq and is a predicted model, not a curated record. Gene Ontology annotation, cellular component: extracellular region.